AUGAUCAGCAUGCUUUGUCGCUACGCCUCUUGCCUUUCGCUGUGGCCUACUAUCGCUGUUCGCACAUCAACCGCUACUACCACCAUCACGAACGCCUACUCCGGAGGAUGGCGAAUGUUUUCGAAAUCGAUCGACAACAGCCGCGUACCGGUGCUGCAGGAGGACGAUUUGGAAGAAUCGUUCGUUCGUGGCAGCGGUCCCGGCGGUCAGUCGGUCGCCAAGACGAACAAUAAGGUCGUACUGACACACAAACCCACCGGUCUUGUGGUACAGUGCCAUACGAGCCGCUCGCUGUUCGAGAAUCGACGAAUCGCUCGACAGCUGCUGGUUACGAAACUGGAUCAGUUGAUCAACGGCGAGCAAUCGGUCGAAGCGCAACGGCAACGUCUAGAUCAGCGCAAGCAAACAGAGGCGGCACGCCGUAAGAUGCGUCUUCAAGCGAAGAAGAAAGCGUGGAAGGAGCGAGAAUUCGGUGACGAAGGCGGGACGUGAAUGACGGUCACAUUGACGAAAGUAGAGAGCGCUCAUAGUUGUUUUUUAUGUAAUAUUUACAGGUUAGAAACGAAAUAGACAGAUAAAUCUUGUUUCUACCAAGA
Anopheles darlingi is the source of this 596-nucleotide messenger RNA. Its product is annotated as mitochondrial translation release factor in rescue. Bases 1 to 492 code for a protein of 163 amino acids. Gene Ontology annotation, molecular function: translation release factor activity. NCBI's taxonomy places the organism in Eukaryota, Metazoa, Arthropoda, Insecta, Diptera, Culicidae. The record is from RefSeq and is a predicted model, not a curated record. Gene Ontology annotation, biological process: translational termination. The transcript has a single exon. Gene Ontology annotation, cellular component: mitochondrion.